Messenger RNA from Drosophila santomea, 1244 nucleotides. Its product is annotated as transforming growth factor beta-1-induced transcript 1 protein. The record is from RefSeq and is a predicted model, not a curated record. NCBI's taxonomy places the organism in Eukaryota, Metazoa, Arthropoda, Insecta, Diptera, Drosophilidae. Gene Ontology annotation, cellular component: cell-cell junction; cytoplasm; focal adhesion. Bases 204 to 743 code for a protein of 179 amino acids. Gene Ontology annotation, biological process: cell-cell adhesion; positive regulation of substrate adhesion-dependent cell spreading; cell-cell junction organization. The transcript is spliced from 5 exons.
GUUCGAUUUGAUCCGAUCCAAUCUAAUAUAUAACGCACUAUAUAUUCUUCGACUGCUUUUCGCGCUCCGCCAACGUUUCGCGUGUUUUUAUUGCCGCCACUGCCCUUUCUAUCCCGGUUUUCAACUGAAAUUUGCACGUUCAAACCUCAUCGAAAAACAAGCACAAGCAAACACCAGCAGAAACAGCCAAAACAGCCAGCAAAAUGUCGGAGCCGAUGUCCAUCUGUCACAAGUGCAAUGAGGUCAUCCAGCAGCGCAUCAUCACCGCUCUUGGCAAGACCUGGCAUCCGGAGCACUUCGCCUGCAAGGACUGCCAACGCCCCAUCUCCGAGGCCACCUUCAACAUCCAGGCGGAUGAGCCCGUCUGCUCCGACUGCUUCGUGAAGAACUACUCGGGCACCUGCUCCGGAUGCAAGCAGCCCAUCCUGGAGCGCACCAUCAAGGCCAUGGAGAAGUCGUGGCACGAGGAUUGCUUCGUGUGCAACGGACCCUGCAAGAAGCCGCUGGUGGGCACCUCCUUCUACGAGCGGGAUGGCCAUCCCUACUGCCGGGCGGACUUCGAGCAGCUCUUCGCCGCCAGGUGCGCCGGCUGCGGAAAUCCGAUUACGGAGAACGCGAUCGUGGCGCUCAAUGCCAAGUGGCAUCGGGAGUGCUUCCAGUGCAAGAAAUGUAACACACCCAUCACGGCCAGUUCCUUUGCCGUCGAGGACAACAAACCGCUGUGCACGGCCUGCUCCGGUUAAGGAGUCCGGAGUCCGUAGUCCGGAGUCCCAACCAUUCACAUCGCUAUCUAUGUAUAUUAUCUAUUCUUAUGGUAUUUGUAGUAAUCCAAUUUGUUGAGCCAAUCGCCGAGGAACGCAGCAAGCAGCAGCAAGGUCGUGGAAAUGGGAAAAUUGAAAAUUAUGAAAAUUCCAAUACAUUUCGGUGUUGAAAGAAAUUUACAUUUUGAUGGACAGCAACACGAGAAGUGCAUUCAAAUGGGGUGGAGAAUGUAUGUUGGUGGUGGAAGAGGAGGGGCAGGAGGGGGAGGGGUUGUUUAUGCUUAAAAUAAUUAUAAUUGUCUUUCUCUCUUUAUCUUUCGCUAUCUCACUCACUCACGCCCACAACCACGCCCCACUCACUGCGAUUCUCCACUCGAAAAUUCAAUCGCGAACGUUGUCGUACUGCACAAAAGUAUCUGAUAAAUACAAAUUAAUCUUUGAAUCAUUGUUGAUAUCUCUUACAAAUAAACAAAAUACAAAUAA